This is a messenger RNA of Eucalyptus grandis, 995 nucleotides long. Its product is annotated as putative 4-hydroxy-4-methyl-2-oxoglutarate aldolase 1. Gene Ontology annotation, molecular function: ribonuclease inhibitor activity. The record is from RefSeq and is a predicted model, not a curated record. The transcript is spliced from 2 exons. Bases 233 to 733 code for a protein of 166 amino acids. Lineage: Eukaryota; Viridiplantae; Streptophyta; Magnoliopsida; Myrtales; Myrtaceae. Gene Ontology annotation, biological process: regulation of RNA metabolic process.
AGAAAUUCACACGGAAUUCGUACAUUUUCGGAUGUGAUUGGAGUACAUGUGAAAAUCAUUCGCUCGUCCCUCAUUGCUUCUCCCACGCAUAAAUUCCUUGGCUUCUGCUGGCUCACCUCCCUCCCUCUUUUCCUCUCCGACCUUCCAGCGCGGACGCCGAGCGCGUCGCCACGCCUUCCUCCUCCUCUCGUGCCUCUAGUGUCUUCUUGGUUUAUGAGGUGCUUGGAAUAGGAUGGCAUUGGUCACCACUGCUGAAGUUUGUGAUGCAAACCCCCAACUGAUUGGGAGCGGUGACCUUCGGGCACUUCAACCUAUUUUUCAGAUCUACGGACGUCGCCCAGUCUUCUCUGGGCCAGUGGUCACACUUAAGGUCUUUGAGGACAAUGUUUUGAUUCGUGAGUUUCUAGAAGAAAAGGGCAAUGGCAGAGUUCUUGUUGUUGAUGGUGGUGGGAGCUUACGAUGUGCUAUUCUUGGGGGAAAUCCUGUUGUUCAGGCUCAAAAUAAUGGUUGGGCUGGCAUAGUUGUGAAUGGCUGUGUCAGAGAUGUCGAUGAGAUCAACGGCUGCGAUAUUGGGGUGAGGGCUUUGGCUUCCCAUCCAGUGAAAGCCAAUAAGAAGGGUAUUGGUGAAAAGCACGUUUCCAUAACUGUUGCCGGAACAAGGAUCUGCGAUGGGGAAUGGCUUUAUGCCGACACUGAUGGAAUCCUGAUAUCCAGAACAGAACUUUCUGUUUAGUUCAAGCUAAGCACAAAUCACAGGAUGAUACACUGGCGGGAAUUUGUGACUUGGUUCAUGUUCUCAAUCGAAACAUCGAUGAAGCUUUGUUAGAUUGGACCUAUGGACAUUGAGCCAUCCUUUCCUGUCUCUCUGCGGUAUUUGAAUCCUGUGUAGAUAUUCCUGUCAACUGCCAUUGUAUCGUAUUGUGUCGUAUGCACUUUUAAAAUAAGUUUCUUUCCCAUUCUACGUGAUGAUUGAUAUUGAUGCACUUUUAAAAUAA